AUUGACAGCCUGGAGUGAACUCCACGUUACGUACUACGGGUAGGGUCCAGUAGUUGCCCAGUGGAUUGCGCUGAGCUUCCAAGAAGAAUUGUACGGAGUACCGUUGUGUAUACACCCAAACCACUGCACGGCCAGCCAGCCAACCACAACAGGAACAGAACCACCUGUUCUCCAAGCUGCCCCUAACCAGGCCUGGCCAAGAACAACCUGAAAUAUCCAGCUUCACCACGGCACUACACACUACAUGCCAGUCCACAUGAUACCACACCCACAAUGUCCACCCCAAUAACCCAUACCUCUUUUCCUCCCAAACCCUCCCCCUCCCCCUCCCCCUCCCCCCCUCCCCCAAGCAAAAGCAAAAGCAAAAGCAAAAGCACAAUCUUCACCCCCGGCAAGAUCUACCCCCUCGCCCUCCUCCUCCGCCUGACCCUGCUGCUCUACGGCACCUACCAAGACGCCCACUCCGCCCUCAAAUACACCGACAUCGACUACCUAGUCUUCACCGACGCGGCGCGCUUCACCGCCGCCGGCGGCAGCCCCUACGACAGAGCCACCUACCGCUACACCCCGCUCCUGGCGUGGGUCCUCCUCCCCACAACGUGGACCGGGGCGGGGUGGUUCGCCUUCGGCAAGGUACUGUUCGCGGCAGCGGACGUGGUCGCGGGGUGGUUGCUGGCGCGGACGCUGGCCGUGCACCAGGGGAUGGCACCCGCGCGGGCGCUGCGGUACGCCAGCGUGUGGCUGCUGAAUCCCAUGGUGGCCAAUAUCAGCACGCGGGGCAGCUCGGAGGGGGUGUUGGGGUUGCUGACUGCCGGGGUGGUGUAUUUGGUUCUUGGCAGGGGCAUCGGUCGAGUGAUCGCCGCCGGGAUCGUGUUGGGGGUAGGCGUGCACGUCAAGAUCUAUCCGUUCGUGUAUGGGGUUUCUGUGCUGCUGUUUCUGGACGGCCACCGGCAUCCGAACCAGAAGAAUCAGAAGAGAGGAUUCCUGCACCGUCUCCGAAACGAAAUCACCCCAUCCCGCCUCACCUUCACAGCCUCCGCCCUCCUCACGUUCCUGGGCUUAAACGCCCUCAUGUACCACCACUACGGCCGGGACUUCCUGCAGCACACCUUCCUGCAUCAUCUCACCCGCGUCGACCACCGCCACAACUUCUCGGUCUAUGCUUCUUUGCUGUAUGAUUCUGCUGCUGCUACUGCUACCGCCGCAGUCCGCAUCGAAAGCUGGGCCUUCCUCCCGCAACUCCUCCUCUCCGUCCUCGUGAUCCCGUUCGCACUCGCCAAACGGUCUCUGCCCGGGGCCAUGCUGGCGCAGACGUUUGCGUUUGUGGCGUUUAACAAAGUCUGCACGAGUCAGUACUUCCUCUGGUAUCUGAUCUUCCUGCCGCUGUAUCUGCCGUACUCGUCUUUCUUACGAAAGCCGCGGCUCGGGGUGGGUGCGUUGGGCGCGUGGGUUGUUGCGCAGGCCCUCUGGCUGCAACAAGGGUAUAACCUCGAGUUCCUGGGGCUGUCGACGUUCGUGCCGGGGUUGUUUGUGGCGUCGCUGGGGUUCUUCGCGGUCAAUGUGUGGAUUCUCGGGGUAAUUGUGCAGGAUGUUGGGGGGUUGGAGGCCGGGGGUGGUGGGUACUAG
Messenger RNA from Aspergillus aculeatinus CBS 121060, 1626 nucleotides. Its product is annotated as glycosylphosphatidylinositol-alpha 1,4 mannosyltransferase I. Gene Ontology annotation, biological process: GPI anchor biosynthetic process. The transcript is spliced from 5 exons. Gene Ontology annotation, molecular function: GPI mannosyltransferase activity; alpha-1,4-mannosyltransferase activity. NCBI's taxonomy places the organism in Eukaryota, Fungi, Ascomycota, Eurotiomycetes, Eurotiales, Aspergillaceae. The record is from RefSeq and is a predicted model, not a curated record. Bases 274 to 1626 code for a protein of 450 amino acids. Gene Ontology annotation, cellular component: glycosylphosphatidylinositol-mannosyltransferase I complex; membrane.